GACUGGCUAUGCGAGCAGGGCCGCUUUGGCUUGAAGACCCCCGACCCGAAGAUCAAGGCCAAUGGCCGCGGCGUCUUCAUCCACCGUGGUCGCAGCAAGGAGGUGGAUCCCGAGGUUGUCGCAAAGCUGGAUGAGGUUCGCAAGGCGAAGGGCAUGACACCUCGGGCCGUUUCCGACGAGGAGAUUUGCGAGAGGCUCUUCUUCUCCAUGAUCAACGAGGGCUUCAAGAUCCUCGAGGAAGGGUUUGUGGCCCGAUCCUCGGACAUCGACCUGGCCUACAUCUACGGCUACGGUUUCCCCCCCGCCAAG
Molecule: messenger RNA, 309 nt
Organism: Symbiodinium sp. CCMP2456
Lineage: Eukaryota; Dinophyceae; Suessiales; Symbiodiniaceae
Source: the annotation of a GenBank genome assembly